Molecule: messenger RNA, 1224 nt
Organism: Cannabis sativa
Lineage: Eukaryota; Viridiplantae; Streptophyta; Magnoliopsida; Rosales; Cannabaceae
Exons: 5
Coding region: 1-1224 (407 amino acids)
Molecular function (GO): RNA-DNA hybrid ribonuclease activity; nucleic acid binding
Source: RefSeq, a predicted model, not a curated record
AUGCGUGUUGCUGAUGAGAAAAGCUUUUAUCUUGGUCUGCCAAGUGUGAUUGGUAGAAAUAAGAAUGUGGCUUUUGGUUUUCUAAAGGAGAAAGUGGUUGAAUUCAUUGGAAAAGCUGGGAUAAGUUGUGUCUUCAUAAGCAUAAAGGUGGCAUGGGAUUCCGAAACUUGCGGGAUUUCAACUUGGCUAUGCUUGGAUGAAGAAAUAUUGGAAGAUUUGUUUGAGCUGAGAGAUAUUGAUCUCAUUCGCAACAUACCACUGCCUUUAGCUCCGAAUAUGGACUCAUGGUAUUGGGCAUUUGAAGAUUAUGGAAGCUAUUCUGUUAGGAGUACCUAUCGUGCGUUGCAAGAGCUUAAUGGGAGAUGGAGUUCUCAAGACAACUCUCAUUUUUGGAAGAGGUUUUGUAGAGAUGUCGAGACUACAUUUCAUCUUAUGGUUACUUGUCCUUUUACUAUGGCUUGUUUGGAGAGAGGAUUGGGUUUUUCUUUCUUGAGUGGAGAUGAUGAUUUUGGUUACUGGUUUGAGAGCUUCUGUAAUGCUCACCCAGGAGAUGGUAUAGAUAAAAUGGCUAUGAUCUUAUGGGGUGUUUGGGGAGCUAGAAAUGACUUGCUUUGGAACAAAAAGCUUGCUUCUGUUGAAAGAGUUGUAUCUGCUGCAGUUACGUACCUUGAACUUUGGAAAGUUGCUCAGUUGAAAAAUGGAGAUGUUUCGACAUCUACUAGCCAUGCCUCGGCUGGUUCUGAGCUUUGGACUAUUUUUUCAAGAGAAAAUAGUCAUGGUUUGGGGUGGAUUGCUCGUGAUUCGGCUGGUGUGCUUCUUACUGCUGCUGCCGAGAAGAGAUUUGGUGGUGUCGACCCUGUGGUGGCUGAAGCAAUGUUAGUGAAGGAAGCUUUAAGCUGGCUUAAACAAACUUGGGGUGAUGGUGGUUCGUUUGAAGGUUGGAUCCCUACUAGGGUGUGUGUGGAGACGGAUUGUCUAGUGUUGGUGAAUGCUAUUAACAAUAAUAGACAAAUUCUAUCUCCUCGUGGUUUAAUUGUUUCAGAUUGUAUUAGUCUUAUACGAUCUCUUUCGAUGUUUGAUAUUUCAGUUCAGUUUGUUAAACGGUCUAGGAACCAAGCGGCUAAUUGGUUAGCUCGUUCUUCUGGUUCAUGUCCCGGUCGUCUUUCCGGUAGGGGGUCUGUCCCCACAGGUUUGGAAGCUAUUUUAGUAGCUGAUUUGCAUUAA